GUCCACACUUGAUCUCUUUGUUUAAAAUAAUAAAAUAUAUUGGUCAUGGUCAUGGUCACCUUCCUCUCCAUCUUCACCACAUACCCCUUCUUCAUUCUUCCAUUCUUUUGUCUAACACUAAUUCUAUAUCUAACGUAUGUCAUUGUUGAACAAUUCCAGCAAGGUGCUAGAGGCUUUGAAGGACCGCCAACUUACCCCAUCAUAGGUUGCUUGAUUCCAUUUUACAAGAACCGCUAUCGUCUACUAGAUUGGUACACUCAUCUUCUCUCUCACUCACCAACAAAAACAAUCGUGAUAGACAGAUUAGGUGCGCGGAGGACCAUAGUAACAGCUAAUCCACACAAUGUAGAGUACAUGCUCAAAACCAACUUUGACAACUUUCCUAAAGGUAAGCCGUUCAAUGAAAUUCUUGGUGAUUUUCUUGGAAAUGGUAUAUUCAAUGUGGAUGGAGAAAUGUGGUACAAACAGCGCAAGAUGGUUAGCCAUGAGUUCACCGCAAGGUGUUUGAGAGAUUACGUUGUGAAUGCCCUCAAAGAAGAGGUGGAGAACAAGUUGUUGCCUAUGUUAGACUUAAUGGAGGCUGAAAAUAGAGCUUUUGACUUGCAAGACUUGUUAAGAAGACUUGGAUUUGAUGUGGUUUGCAAAGUUUCCUUGGGGUUUGAUCCAUGUUGCCUCAAUCAUUCUCUUCCAUUUUCGCCUCUGCUACAUGCCUUUGAAAGGGCUUCACAAAUAUGUGCUGGUAGAGGGGCUGCUCCUAUAUCUGCCAUAUGGAAGGUGAAAAGAUGGUUAAAUAUUGGAUCUGAAAGACAGCUGAGACUAGCCAUUGAUCAAAUCCAUUCAUCAGUCGCUGAUAUCAUCCGCGAGAGAAAGAUUAAGAUCAGAGGAGAAAACCAGCAAGAGAUCAGUAAAGAUCUUCUUUCAAAACUGAUAUUGGCAGAAAAUUUUGAUGAGGAGGAAGUCAGGGACAUGGUGAUAAGCUUCAUUAUAGCAGGAAGAGACACAAUAUCUGCGGCAAUGACUUGGUUGUUUUAUCUACUUACUCUCCAUCCUGAGAUAGAAAAUGAAUUGGUUUCCAAGGAGCUAAGGUUUAUAGAAGCUGAAACACUAACAAAGCAUGAGACAUUGAGAGAGAUGAAAUUCUUGAAAGCUUGCCUCUGUGAGACAAUGAGACUCUAUCCACCAGUUGCAUGGGAUUCAAAGCAUGCAAUUGCUGAUGAUAUUUUGCCAGAUGGUACUCGUAUCAAAGCUGGCAAUAGAGUGACCUACUUCCCCUAUGGUAUGGGGAGGAUGGAAAACUUGUGGGGGAAGGACAUGUUAGAGUUUAAACCAGAGAGAUGGAUGCAGAAUUCAGAAGAAGAUGAAGGAGGGGUAGCAGAGCAGGCAUCAAAUUUGUACAAGUUUCCAGUCUUCCAAGCAGGUCCAAGAGUUUGCCUUGGGAAAGAAUUGGCCUUUAUUCAAAUGAAGUAUGUUGUAUCUUCAAUAUUGAAGCGCUUCCAAAUCAGACCAGCUUGUUCAGAUCCUCCUGUGUUUUUGCCACUCCUAACAGCUCAUAUGGCUGGUGGUUUUAAGAUUUUUGUCCAUAAAACUAAAAACGUUAAUUUAGAUGAUCCCUAAGUCCGAGUUCUCCUUCCAACAGCUGCCACCAUUAUCUCAAAAAGAAUUGAUUUCAUUUUCUACCUUUAAUUCCUGAGAAUAUUUAUUGGUUUUACCGAUCGAUCAAUAGAGAAGCUACUGGUUCACAUCCUCAAGGAUGGAGGAGUAUUUCAACUUUGUUUAAAGGUUUUAAUAGCCAAGACAAUUCUACCAUCCUCUUAUUUAUUUAUUUCCCCUGUAAUCUUUUCUCUACACUUGGACUGGAAACAAGAAGCUUGUGAGAAAAGAAUUAACUAGUAGAGAAGAAAGAAAACGAAAUCCUUCAAGAGAAAUUUGUUUUAUAAGAUAAAAGUGGUCUGUGGCAUAUUUCCUGUUCAUAUUUCUACUCUUCAAUCCCUUAUUGAAACAUAUGUUAUCCGAGUAAUCAAAUAAAUAAUGGGUA
Messenger RNA from Solanum tuberosum (potato), 2035 nucleotides. Its product is annotated as cytochrome P450 94B3. The record is from RefSeq and is a predicted model, not a curated record. Gene Ontology annotation, molecular function: iron ion binding; monooxygenase activity; oxidoreductase activity, acting on paired donors, with incorporation or reduction of molecular oxygen. Lineage: Eukaryota; Viridiplantae; Streptophyta; Magnoliopsida; Solanales; Solanaceae. The coding region runs from base 46 to 1614 and encodes 522 amino acids. The transcript has a single exon.